GUGUCGAUGAGUGUUGCCGUCCUGGUGGCCUCCAGUUGUGCUGAGCCUGAAGUGAGUUCCUUCUCCACUUCCACGACCGCAGGUGGAGGCUUUGGGCUCUCCAGCCCGAGCAUCGGAAGAGGCUUCGGCUCAUUUGGUGAAGGAACGCGCCACGGUUCCUUUGGAGGUGUUGGUGGAGGCUACGGUUCCGGAAGCGGCGUCACAAGUCAUUCCAUUUUCAACCUUGGAGCGCCCCAGGGUGGAUCCGGAGGCAGCUUUGGACAUGGAGGAUCCUCUAGCCUAGGUUUCGGUAGCAGCUCUCUUGGUGGUUAUGGUGGCAGCUCCUUUGGUGGAGGUUUCGGUGGAAAUUCCUUUGGUCGAGGAUUUGGUGGCAGCUCUCUUGGCGUUAGUUACGGUGUCAGCUCCCUGGGUGGUUUUGGUGGCAGGUCCCUCAGCAGUGGCUACGGUGGCAGCUCACUUGGUGGAGGAUUCGGUGGCAGGUCCCUGGGUGGUUUUGGUGGUAACUCAUUUGGUGGAAGAUUCGGUGGUGGCUCUACUGGCAGCAUCGGGGCAUCAUAUGGGAAAUAAAUAUAAGAACUGAACGAGCAUGAAACUGUAACAAGUUAUGGAAUUCUUUCAAAUUGUAUUUAUAUUUUUCUAGCACUCCAAACUCAACUUUCCGGCACUCAGAAUUCAACAUUCCAGCACUCAAAAGUCAAUAUUCCUGCACUCAGACGUCAACAUUGCAGCACUCACAGGUCAACAUUCCAAUAUUCAGAAUUAAAAAUUCCAGCACUCAGAAGUCAACUUUCAAGCACUCAGAAGUAAACAUUCGAAUGAAAUCAUCUGCAAUUAAAAAUUUAGUUAAAUUACUUCAUGAGGCCAUAAAUCUCAGAAGGUUUGAAAGAGACAUCAAUAUAUAAACAGUAUCUCAAUAUGCUUUAUAUGUUAUUCACAAACUGUUUUGUAUAAAAUUGUCUAUAUUUGAGCACAAAAUAUGAUAUUAUGAUGAAAACAAAUAAAUAGAACUAUAUUGAA
This is a messenger RNA of Procambarus clarkii (red swamp crayfish), 1017 nucleotides long. Its product is annotated as keratin, type I cytoskeletal 10. NCBI's taxonomy places the organism in Eukaryota, Metazoa, Arthropoda, Malacostraca, Decapoda, Cambaridae. The record is from RefSeq and is a predicted model, not a curated record.